AUGGAGUGUGCCACGCCGGGGUCGGGCUACGCAAAUCUGGCCGGCUUUCCGAACCACAUGAAUGGCCCGAUGAUGCGAUGGCGCACUCGGACUGGCGGGGGUGCUGGCGUGUUGACGAACCUCGGCGUGAUCAGCGCUGUGGUCAACCGGCCGCCGUGGAACUCAUGGCCAUCAUAUUCCUAUUCAUAUCAUGGCGGCUAUCUCGGCCAUGGCUGGGAUGGAUCGAGCCGGGCGGCAGACGGGGCAUGUUCGGGCGAUGUCGGCACAAGGAGGGCAGGCACUGUGCGGGCCCUGCGGCACCGCGGCACCAGCGCCGUGGAGAUUGCCCCGCACGCGCUGCUGCAUGGCGAGUGGCUCCGAGCGCACUUGUACCAGACACAUGUACUUCAGUCUACCCGAGAGGUGGCCGCCCACCUCACCUGGCUCCGCUGCUAA
Ustilaginoidea virens is the source of this 435-nucleotide messenger RNA. RefSeq lists its product as uncharacterized. Lineage: Eukaryota; Fungi; Ascomycota; Sordariomycetes; Hypocreales; Clavicipitaceae. The transcript is spliced from 2 exons. The record is from RefSeq and is a predicted model, not a curated record. Bases 1 to 435 code for a protein of 144 amino acids.